Messenger RNA from Amphimedon queenslandica, 2084 nucleotides. Its product is annotated as transcription factor SOX-21-like. Bases 208 to 1662 code for a protein of 484 amino acids. Lineage: Eukaryota; Metazoa; Porifera; Demospongiae; Haplosclerida; Niphatidae. The transcript is spliced from 2 exons. Gene Ontology annotation, biological process: neuron differentiation; brain development; positive regulation of transcription by RNA polymerase II. Gene Ontology annotation, molecular function: DNA-binding transcription activator activity, RNA polymerase II-specific; RNA polymerase II cis-regulatory region sequence-specific DNA binding. Gene Ontology annotation, cellular component: nucleus. The record is from RefSeq and is a predicted model, not a curated record.
CAAUGAGUUUGUUUACAUAGAGGUUAAUUGGAGCAUGCCACUUCCUCUCUUUAAAACAAUUUUAAUAAAGCCUGCCUUGCUAGUCCAAAGACAGUUGCAUAAUAGGCUCGUACUGGUAGAUAUAAUCAUUCGGAGACACAGGUCCGUCUUAUAACAAGAGGGAUUAUUUCUUUCAACUGAGUACUGUUUCCUUUACUAGUUAACCUGAUGACCAUUAUGUCUAGAGCACCGGAUCAUAUCAAGCGACCAAUGAACGCCUUCAUGGUGUGGUCGAAAGAGAGACGCAAGGAGCUAGCCCAGGAGAACCCUCGGAUGCACAACUCUGAGCUGAGCAAAAAGCUGGGCGCCGAGUGGAAAGCACUCUCUGACACCAGCAAGCAUCGUUACAUAGAGGAGGCAAAGAAGAUCCGCGAGCAACACAUGGCGGAGUUCCCGCACUACAGAUACAGGCCGAGGAGGAAGCCUAAAAACCCAUUCAAGGCUGGAGGAGGUGGUGGAAGUGGAAGGAUGAGUGUUGCAAGCACACCUUACUCUCUAUCUAGCCUCUCUCCUGGCUCAACUGGUAGCACCAGCUCAAACUGCAGUAGCUCCACCAACACUGCAUCUGAUGCUGCAGGCUUUGUAGGACCACACCAGGUUCAAAUACUCCCCCAGCAAGUUGUUACUAGUCAUGGUCUACAUCACUCACCAAUUGCAACUACAACCAAUUUCAUUCAAAGCCUCCAGCCAGCAGCUUCGAUUGCUGGAGGAGGAACGACGUACCUCAUUCAGAGACAACCCCUACUUCCAGCUGGUACACAGAUCAUUCAAACUGCAACACCAAUCAUACAGCUAGCUCAUCCUAGCCAUCUGACCUCUUCGCCUCAUCAGCUCGUACCUUUAAUACAAGCAGCAAGUGGGACGCAUGCUGGAAUGCAUCCGACUGAUGGGGCCAAGCAAGGCGGGCAGACGAUCCUCAUUAAAAUGGAUGCAGGCACACCACACCAAGUGAUAUCGCCAAGUUACAUAACAGCAGCAGCGGCGGCAGGUAAUAGACCCAGCGAGCAGCACUGUGAAGUGGUGGAGUAUUCUCACCAUAAGCAAGAUAUCAUUGACCAGGAUGAGUCCUCCUCCAGCUCUCUCUCUGCACAAUCUACGCCCACGUCUAAAACAACUCCUGUCAUAGUCUCUGAGAUAAAGAGUCACUCUACACCUCAAGUCAACUCCCCUUCUUCCUCGCUUCUCCCUCCGUUACUCAUACCAGGUGGACAAGCUGGAGUCAACGUUCUCAUGCAGCACGCUGGAGGAGCACAGGCUCUACAAGGACAGCAGCCUGGAGUGGUGACUGUGGGAACCGGAGGAUCACCACACCACCACAUUGGUGCACUGAGAUCUGCUGAAAGUAUGCCAGAACUUAGUUCUGUUCACCAUCAACAUCCUACUCAGUCCCCUACAGGGUAUAUCCAGACUUAUCCAGCAUGCCACUGUGUCUCGUGCCAGUUGUGGACCAGGCAAGCCCGGGGUCAAAUUAUACAGGGUCAAGAUAGAAGCACAGCUACAGGAGGAGGAAGCAGUAAGGACGCACAGCACUCACAACAAACCAUUCUUGUUCUUCCAGCUCCUCCUCCUAUUUCUACUCCCUCUAGAGCCCUCUCUUCUUCUUCUUCCUCCUCCUCUUCUUAAAUAGAUUCAGCAGAUGACUCUCUCUAUCAUUGCUAUACUUUUGAGACUAUACAAACUCCAAAGAAUUAUAAUUAUUUCCUCUUUAUUUUUUUCUUGUGUUCACACUAUUUAACAAUAAGUAUUAUUUACCCCAUGUAUAUGUAUAUACAAAUAUAUAUCUGCUUUUACACACACUGUAGGCAGAGACCGUGUGUCAUCUUAUUAUUAGCAUCUCUUUAUUGCAUUUUUCCACCUAUCCAGCCAGGUCAUCCAUUAUAUCACUGUUAAUAAUAAUAAUAAUAAUAUCAAAUCACUGUUAAUUAUCACAAUAAAUAAUUUUUGUUGUUGUAUCAUAUAAUGCUGGAACUGUUUAUUUUCCACCUACAUGCAUUUCUACAUGCAUACAUUUACAUCACAAAGUUCUUAAUAAUCUUUUAUAGUCA